AUGAAGUUCACCGCCCUCAUCGCCUCCAUCGCUCUCCUCGCCACCUCCGUCGUCGCGCAGACGACCGUCACGGUCUCCUACGACCAAACCUACGACAACGCCGACGGGUCGAUGCUGACCGUCGCCUGCUCCGACGGAGCCGAGGGCCUCGAUCCUCCCUACGACACGUUCGGCUCCCUGCCGACCUUCCCCUUCAUCGGAGGCGCUGCCGCCGUCGCCGGGUGGGGUUCGUCGGAGUGCGGCUCCUGCUGGGAGCUGUCGUACACCUCGCCCCAGGGUGUCGUGUACACCAUCAACGUGCUCGCCAUCGACCAUGCCGGCGCUGGCUUCAAUAUCGCGCUCGAGGCGCUGAACGCGCUGACGAACGGUCAGGCCGAAUUCCUCGGAAGGGUCGAUGCGACGGCCACCUCUGUUGACGCGUCGGCUGGCAGCAAGAGGGAAUUUGAAUAG
Rhodofomes roseus is the source of this 450-nucleotide messenger RNA. Its product is annotated as Cerato-platanin. The record is from RefSeq and is a predicted model, not a curated record. The transcript is spliced from 2 exons. Lineage: Eukaryota; Fungi; Basidiomycota; Agaricomycetes; Polyporales; Fomitopsidaceae. The coding region runs from base 1 to 450 and encodes 149 amino acids.